Messenger RNA from Fusarium odoratissimum NRRL 54006, 3742 nucleotides. RefSeq lists its product as uncharacterized. Gene Ontology annotation, molecular function: DNA-binding transcription factor activity, RNA polymerase II-specific; zinc ion binding; RNA polymerase II cis-regulatory region sequence-specific DNA binding. Gene Ontology annotation, cellular component: nucleus. The record is from RefSeq and is a predicted model, not a curated record. The coding region runs from base 55 to 2139 and encodes 694 amino acids. The transcript is spliced from 2 exons. Gene Ontology annotation, biological process: DNA-templated transcription; positive regulation of transcription from RNA polymerase II promoter by galactose. NCBI's taxonomy places the organism in Eukaryota, Fungi, Ascomycota, Sordariomycetes, Hypocreales, Nectriaceae.
CACAUCCGCUUCCGCACGCUUCACCGAAAAACCCCAAUCCCAGAUCACCAGAGCAUGCGACCCUCAGAACCAGAACGCUACAUCCGCAGCCGCAUCGCCAACGCCUGCGACGGAUGCAAAUCCCGCAAAGUCAAGUGCGACGGUAAACUACCAUGCAGCUACUGCACGCGUCGCCAAAAGCCCCACGACUGCCACUACUCUCCCCAGCGGCGGCGUAAAGCGCUCUCUGUGCGCUCACCGCAGACUUCAGAGCGGGCUCAGUCUACGAGACACACUACGCCUUCUACGCCUGCUGCUGAGCCUGUGAGGGAAAAUGGAGCGCAGGUCGACAGAGAUGAUGGAGGACAGAUUGAUGCGGAGGAUGAGACGGAGGUUCCGAGGGAGGCGAGGUUGGUGUGCGAUGCGCAGGGAAAGUUAAUCUUUGUGGGCGAUUGUGCGCCGCUUUCGUUUUUUCAGAGCGUGAGACAACUUGUCACUACACGAGUUGGGCAGAAUGCUUUUGCGCCGCAGUCGAGUCGGUAUUCUGUUCUGGAAAAUGCAACGGCGCAUCAGUCGAGACGGAUACCGGGUGAUAACCGCAUACCAAUCGUUCAUCCAGAUGAUAUUCCCCUAGCGGUGACGAAUUACUUGUCCAUUGCGACUGGACUCGUGGAUCUGUUUGAUAAUCGACGACUUCAAGAUGACCUUAUCCUCUGGGCGAACAUGGACCAGAAGCAAGAUGACGCUACAACAAUUGUCAACUUCCUCGUCCUCGCCAUCGGAAUGAAGAUCAACGAUGAGGAGCGAUCACAGGAUUACUUUGAAUAUGCACGCGACAAAGCAUACUCCAACCUCACUGGCAAUCUCAGCGUCUCAACAGUCCAGAUGUUUACGCUAAUCACACUAUACAUGCUAUGUUCAUGUCAGAUCAACGGCGCGUUUCUCUUCUUCGGAACAGCUGUACGCGCAGCUUACUCGAUUGGCAUUCACAGAACGGAAGUCAACGCGCGUUUUGGGCCGGAUAUUCACAGACAGCGCGAUCGUCUUUGGAAGAGUAUACGCGUCGUUGAUCUUUUUCUGAGUUCUUCUAUGGGUAGACCGCCUGCUACGUCGGAUGUUGAUUGUACGGUUCCGUAUCAAAGUCCUGAUGAGAACGUUGAGGAACCGGUGGACUUGCUCAAUGCAUCUGUGCAGAUAUUCUUGGUGCUUGAGGGUGUCGUAACGGAGAUUUACUCACGACGAAAAGUGUCGCUGCAACUUACGGAGGGGAUAUCACUCCAACUACGAGAUUGGUCUUCGCGCUGGUUGAAACAACUCAAGGAUAUAGUUGCAAAUCCGGAGGCUCAGGAUAGAGCUCAGGCGAGUGGUGCUUGUCAGAUAUUGGCUACGUAUUAUUACGCCGUCAUGCUGGUGUCGAGGCCAUUUCUCAUGUAUGAGCUUUGUCGGCGAUUAUCGGAUGGUUCGCUCAACUCGAAUGGAAGAUCUGCUUUGACGAGUGGAAAGUCGAAACUCGCUGAUGCUUGUAUUGACGCGGCGAGUCUCAUGGUUGAUCCGAUACUAGAUCUCAUACAGAAGGGGAUUCUUGUUGGUCAUGUUCCCAUUCUUGUGUCAUGGUUAUUUGCCAGCUCUCUUGUCCUAGGCGUCGGCCUCCUCGGUGGUUUCGGCCGCGUCCUCGAGAAAUACACCCGCAUGGCCAUCCACGCCCUAGACCACUGCUCCAAACACGACACCCACGCGGGCCAAUACUCUCUCAUAGCCCAAUCCCUUCUAACAACCGCCCUCGAAUACCUCGAAAAGCGUGAACUCGCCGAACGCCAACGACGCACGGAAAACUCGAGCCAACUGUUUGGUCUCAUACCCUCCGACACGAUGGACUCAUCACCCACCUUCACAGGCCAGUCAAUGACAACGCCCUCCUCUAGAGGGCGCGAAUCAUUGGAUAGGACGUUCCUACAGCAUAACGGUCUACAACAUGUCGGAUCACCGUUGUUUGGGGACUUGGACUCAGCCUUUCUGGGCCUGAGCGAGAGUAUGAUGCAGACGCCUGAUCCGAGCUACUGGGGCGGACCGAUGGGGAAUGAGGCUGAUUCGGGGUCGGCUUUGAACUUGUUUGCGCUGUUGGAUGCGGGAGGUGGUAUUGACCUGACGCACCAUCUGUGAAACGUCAAUGACGAAUCGGUAGGUACGGAAGUUCGGAGGUGUCAGAUCUGGCGGGUAUGUUCCUGAUAUCAGAUCCGACGAGGAUUGCGCGUCGUGGUGCAAGAUAACGUGGCUGGUCCUCGGUUAUGGAAUGCCAUGUCUAGCCGAGUAAGACGAUGGUAUGCGGGAUGUAAUGUGAUAGAUCAUAUGGCGCAAUGCCUGGAAAAAGUCGUCAUCAUGCGAAUCUGGUACUGACGGCUGUUCGUUUCAAGGGAAAAGAAAUCAAGAUACGGUGUGAAGAUAACUUCCAGCAAUGGAUGAUUGCGCACAUCAACUGGCACAAUUAACAGCUCCUUCAAUAGACAUCACUAAACUUUCAAAGCUUAACCAAAUAAACCAGGCUUUCAUUAACAAUCAUUAUCUAUCUUUCCAUCUAAGGCAAAGCCGUCCUCAAAAUUUGCAUAAACUUCCAAACAUCCUCAAACCUCGUGUACAGCGGCACAGGCGCCACGCGAAUAACACCAGGCUUCCUCUUAUCACAAAUCACAGCAUUCUCCUCCAGCGCCGCACUAACAUUAUCCAACAGCCCAUCCUUCAACAACACACUAAGCUGCGUGCCCCUCUGCAGCGGAUCCCUCGGUGUAAUAAUGCGGAACAGCUCAGCGUCUGACGACUCGGCCAAGAUCUGAUCAAGCAGAUACUCAGCGUAGGCUGUUAGCACUAAAGCCUUGGAGCGCAGGUCGUGCAUGGUUGUUUUGUUAAACACUGAUAAUGCGCCGGAGAGACUGGCGAGGUCGAUGGCGGACGGGUUGGAGAGCUGGAAGCCGCCUGCGCCGGAGGUGGGGAUGAAGUUGUUGUCCAUAUUGAAGCGCACGCUCUUGUCGCCGCCGUACCAGCCCAUGAGACGCGGGCGGUAGGUAGCUUUACCGGUGGCGUCGUUGAGCUCGACUUUGCCGUGGCGCUCGUGGACGUAAGCACCUGCGAUGGAGCCGGGGCCUGCGUUGAUGUACUUGUACGUGCACCAGCAAGCGAAAUCAACGUUCCAGUCGUGGAGCUUGAGUUCGACGUUUCCAGCGGCGUGGGCGAGAUCCCAACCAACCACGAUACCCUUUGCUUGAGCGUAUGCUGUGAUACGGGGAAUGUCGAAGAGUUGACCGGAGUAGUACUGAAUACCAGGGAGUAAGAGAAGAGCAGUAUCCUCAGCAUGCUCAUCAAUAGUCGAAAGAAUCAAAUCAGUUGUAAUGAUGUGAUCCUCAUUAGGAUGAAUCUUAACCAUGCUCUUCUCCGGAUCAAGACCGUGCCAAACAACCUGACUCUCAAUAGCAUAGUGAUCACUAGGGAACGGCUUCCACUCCAGAAUAACCUUGUGUCUCUUCUCAUUCGGCUUAUAAAAGCUCGCCAUGAGGAGGUGCAGGUUCGCUGUGAGGGUGUUCAUGAUGACAAUCUCGUGGGGAGAAGCACCGACGAGGUCUGCCGACUUGAUGGCGCAGUCCUCAGCGAGGUCUUGCCAUGCUGGAAGCGGUGAGUUGCCGAGAGCGCUGAAGUGUCCGUUCACACCGAUAGAAGCCCAUGUCUCGAGUUGAGCGUUGAGAUAUUCUCGAACAGCUUUCGGUUGAGCGCCGAG